AUCACUAGUCAAAGCAGAAAAAAAACCGAGUUUGUCAUCACCAUCACCAUCUCUCGUUAUUAUUAUUAUUAUUAUUGUCACCAGUUAGGAGUCCAUUUGUACUAUCCAAACCAAAAAUGUAUAUAUAAAAACUGGUUUCUCCAUCCAGCCAUCACAUUCAGUGAUCUUGUCUAUUUAACUUUUUUUUCCCUGUGUAAUAUUCACACAACUUGUUUAUAAUAACCAUCGAUAUAAAAUAGGUUUUUAGCUCUUAGCUUGAACAAGAAAACAAAAAUCAUUCGACUCUUCUUGAUUCAUUCAAUCAAUUAUUUUUGUACAUUUUAUUUUCUAUUCGACGUGUCGUUUGUGACGUUAAUCUUGGCGAUUUCCUGUUAGAAAACACUGUUUUUUUUCUUGCUCAUUCAUUCAAUCAAUCGUACAUUCGGUUGCUAUUAGAUUAACAACAACAACAAAAAUUUUUCGCUUUUGUUUUAGUCAAAUUUCAUUUCGAAAUUAAAAUAUUAUCAAAAAAUCAACGAAAAAAUGGCCGAUCAAAAAAUCAAAUGUGGACCAGUUGUCGAAAUGCAAGGCGAUGAAAUGACACGUAUCAUCUGGGAUCUAAUCAAAGAAAAAUUAAUCUUACCAUUUAUCGAUGUUGAGCUUCAUUUCUAUGAUUUAAGCAUUCAAAAUCGUGAUAAAACCGAUGAUCAAGUGACAAUCGAUGCCGCCAAUGCUAUACUCAAGUAUAAUGUGGGUGUAAAAUGUGCCACUAUUACACCGGAUGAGAAACGUGUAGAAGAAUUUGGUCUUAAAAAAAUGUGGAAAUCACCCAACGGAACCAUUCGUAAUAUUCUUGGUGGUACAGUAUUCCGUGAGCCAAUCAUCUGUAAGAAUAUUCCUCGUUUGGUCACCAAUUGGAACAAACCGAUUGUGGUUGGUCGUCAUGCUUAUGGUGAUCAAUAUCGUGCCACUGAUUUCGUUGUGCCUGGUAAUGGAAAAUUGGAAAUCAAAUUUGUACCAGCUGAUGGUUCGGCACCGAUCACUCAUGAAGUUUUUGAAUUCAAAGAUGGUGGUGGAGUUUCCUUGUCCAUGUAUAACACCGAUAAAAGUAUUCAUGAUUUUGCCCAUUCUUCGUUGCAAUAUGCUCUUCAGCGAAAAUAUCCGCUUUAUUUGAGCACCAAGAAUACUAUUCUCAAAAAGUAUGAUGGCCGAUUUAAGGACAUUUUCCAACAGAUUUAUGAUCAACAAUAUAAAACUAAAUAUGAAGCUGCCGGCAUCUGGUAUGAACAUCGUCUCAUCGAUGAUAUGGUAGCUCAGGCUAUGAAAUCUGAAGGUGGAUUUGUAUGGGCUUGUAAAAAUUAUGAUGGAGAUGUUCAGAGUGAUUCAGUGGCUCAAGGCUACGGAUCAUUGGGAAUGAUGACAUCGGUGUUGAUAUGCCCAGAUGGUAAAACAAUUGAAUCUGAAGCGGCUCAUGGUACGGUCACCCGUCAUUAUCGUAUGCAUCAAGAUGGUAAAGAAACAUCUACCAAUCCUAUAGCAUCGAUCUUUGCUUGGUCUCGUGGACUUUUGCAUCGAGCAAAAUUAGAUUCAAAUCAACCACUUGCAGAUUUUGCUGAAAAACUUGAAAAAAUAUGUGUUGAAACCAUUGAAAGUGGUUUCAUGACAAAGGAUUUGGCACUUUGUGCUAAAGCUGGUAAUAUCACUCGUGGUGAUUAUCUUAACACUUUUGAAUUUUUGGACAAACUUGCCGAUAAUCUGCGCAUUAAGCUAGGAAAAAAUUAAAAUUUCAAUAAAUUCGUCUCUAUUUAUGUUGACAAAUGUCAAUUUUGAACACUGUCAAAUUAACAAAUUGAAAUUCAUCCCGGUCCUAAGUACUUAAUUGUCAUAUUCAUUCAAAAAAAAAAAAUUCAUUCAAAAGACCAAAUAAAUUUAAACGUUUAUUACUA
Molecule: messenger RNA, 1925 nt
Organism: Dermatophagoides farinae (American house dust mite)
Lineage: Eukaryota; Metazoa; Arthropoda; Arachnida; Sarcoptiformes; Pyroglyphidae
Source: RefSeq, a predicted model, not a curated record